AUGACCGGGGGUGAACCUUGGCUGGUCACCGACACCAGCACCAACGGCACCUUCAUCAACGGCGUGAAAAUCGGCAAGGGUCAGUCCUGCCCCGUGUCGGACGGCGACCAGGUUUCCCUGAGCAUCAUCGUGCAGCCGGGCGCGUCGGGCGCCGCCGCAACGCAGCCGCAGGGAGUCCUUCUCAAAUUCCAAUAUGACCCGGACGCGGCUGCGCCGGACGUCCCGAGGGUGCACACGGCGAAACGCAAGGCGACGCCCGCCAAGCCGCAGCCGCAGCCGCAGCCCGCGCUGAGCGCGGCCGGCGGCGCGCCCGCAGCGUCCAAGGACGUGGCGCAGCCGCCGCCCGUCAAGCGGGGCCGGACCGGCACAGACGGGGGCGCCGCCGCCGGCGCCGACGCCGCGGCGGCCGUGGCUGGGGGUGAGGAGGGCGCCACAGCCGAGCUGCUUGCGCUGAGGCAUGCAAACCAGGAGCUGCGGCGCGAGGCGGCGGCGCAGCGUGCCCGGCUGCAGGCGCUGGAGGAGGAGCACGGGCGGCUGCAGGAGGCGCGGGCGGAGGCGGAUGCCGAGAUCGAGCGGCGGCGUGAGGAGGCGAGGGAGCAGGCCGAGGAGAUCUCUGCGUUGAGAUCUGAGAUCGCGGCUGCGCAGGAGGAGCGCGAGAAAGAGGCGGCGCUGCUGGCGCAACAGCUCGAGGCGGCGCGCGAGCAGCAGCGCACAGCCGAGGGGCGCGCGGCGGGGCAGACGGAGGAGAUUCGGGCGCUAAAGGAGUCGCUGCAGCAGGAGAGUGCGGCUCUCAAGACGCUGAUGUCGCAGGCGCUCGACUUGCAGGCCGAGCGCCAGGCCCUGCGGGACGCGGCAGAGGCAGCGGCCGCGCAGCACGCACAGCAGGUGCGGCAGCUGCAGGAGCAGCAGCAGGAGCUGCGGCGGCAGAUGGAGCGGCAGGCGGCGGAGCUGGGGGAGCAGCUGCAGGCGCAGAAGGCGGACGCGCAGGCGGACGCGGCCGCGGCGCGUGCGGCGCAGGCAGACGCGGCCGCGGCGCGGGACGAGGCCGCGGCGGUGCGGGCGGACGCGGUCGCUGCGAGAGAGGAGGCGGCUGAAGCGAGGGCUGGGGCGGCGGCGGCAAGGGGGGACGCGGCGGUGGCGCGCGAGGAGGCAGCUGCCGCCAAGCAGGAGGCGGCUGCCGCCAAGCAGGAGGCGGCGAAAGCAGCGGCGCUUGUCAAGCGGGAAGCUGCGGAGGACGUGCGGGGGCUUAAGAGGCAGCUGCAGGAAAGGACCGCAGAGAAGCAGGCGGCGGACAGGGUGA
Molecule: messenger RNA, 1300 nt
Organism: Monoraphidium neglectum
Lineage: Eukaryota; Viridiplantae; Chlorophyta; Chlorophyceae; Sphaeropleales; Selenastraceae
Exons: 8
Molecular function (GO): protein binding
Source: RefSeq, a predicted model, not a curated record